AAGCCGGCUUUUCUCCUUUACUACGUGUCGCGUCCUACGGAACCUUCUCUCAACCACGCCCGUUCACCACCACGCAAUCUUCAUCACGCUUCCAUCCUUCUGGAUAAGCUUUUUCCGUUUUGCAUUUCAAGCGGAGACUAGGAAUUGAUUCUCUUGUCUCUUUUAUUCUACACGACAGACCGAAGCAGGCUCUUUAUCGCGUUGCUCGUAUUCCAUUCACCACACUCGUUUCAUCUCACUUAAUUUCAUCUUCUUUUUCAUCACUUCAUCAUGUCUGAUAAGCGCAACGAUGACGCCUUCUCGCCAAAUGGCAGCAAGGAGCAGUACGAGGCCGAGAGAGAGCGCUUCAUCCCCUCCUCCAGCGGCCAGUCCUCUGCCCGCCGUGGUGCUGCCAGUCUUGGUCUUGGCGACUCCUUUUCCAAGAUUGAUAACAACCCCAUGGUUUCCGUUAUUGCCUACUGCCUGGCUUCCAUUAGUAUGACUGUUGUCAACAAAUACGUUGUUUCCGGCAGCGGGUGGAACAUGACCUUCCUGUACCUCGCUAUCCAGAACGUUGUCUGCAUUGCUGCCAUUAUGGCUGGUAAGAGCCUCGGCAUGAUCACCAACUUGGCCCCCUUUGAUAUCGAGAAGGCUAAGCGAUGGUUCCCGGUUUCCCUCCUUCUUGCUGGUAUGAUCUACACCACCGGCAAGGCCCUCCAGUUCCUCUCUGUCCCUGUCUUCACCAUUUUCAAGAACCUUACCAUCGUCGUCAUUGCCUACGGUGAAGUCCUGUGGUUCGGUGGCAGAGUUACCCCCAUUGUCCUUCUCUCCUUCGGUUUGAUGGUCUUCAGCUCCAUCGUCGCUGCUUGGGCUGAUGUGCAGGCUGCCAUGGGAGGCGCCACCACUGAGAGCAACAAGGCUAUGUCUACGCUCAACGCUGGUUACGCCUGGAUGUUCGCCAACGUCAUCUGCACCUCUGCUUUUGCUCUUAGCAUGCGCAAGGUCAUCAAGAAGAUGAACUUUAAGGACUGGGAUACCAUGUUCUACAACAACGCUCUCACCAUCCCCGUCUUGAUUGUUGGCUCUCUCCUUCUCGAGGACUGGUCCAGCGAGAACCUUGCCCGCAACUUCCCCGCGGAGAGCCGUAACAGCCUUUUCCUCGGCAUGAUCUACUCUGGUUUCGGUGCCAUCUUCAUCUCUUACUGCACUGCCUGGUGUGUUCGCUGCACGUCUUCUACCACCUACUCCAUGGUCGGCGCCCUCAACAAGCUCCCUCUCGCCAUCAGCGGCCUCAUCUUCUUCGACGCCCCUGUCACCUUUGGCAGUGUUUCUGCCAUUCUUAUUGGUACCGUCAGUGGUCUCGUGUACGCCUGGGGCAAGAUCCAGCAGUCUGAGGCUGCCAAGAUGAGCCUGCCUACGUCUAACCGCACCGUUGUCAGCGCCAGCUCCAAGAGCAACAACGACGCUGCCAACUCAUAGAUGCUUCGACGAACCUGACUUAGCUUCUCCGUUUCAUCGUAGAAUGCUGGCCAGGAACGGAGGUACCUUUGGGGUGCUACCAAAAUGAACGUAUGCUUAGGCAAAUAGAACGAAAAAAACACGGCGGGCUCGAGCGGCUUGCAAAUAGAGUCAGGCUAGCUAUAUUGCAUUUUCACCGGAGGGGGCGCACUAUUUUAACGGUAAUUUUCUUUUUUUUCUUCCUUCACCCAAUCCCUUUUCAUCCUUCUAUAAUUUGAUAUAUUUAUUGUGUUUUCAACUUCUUCUUUUAUUGGAAAUGCAUCAUCAUAGAACUGUUAGGAUAGUUAAUGUCAUGACAAAACAAAAUACAAAACAAAUCCAUAAGACCAAAUAA
[Torrubiella] hemipterigena is the source of this 1831-nucleotide messenger RNA. The record is from the annotation of a GenBank genome assembly. Lineage: Eukaryota; Fungi; Ascomycota; Sordariomycetes; Hypocreales; Clavicipitaceae.